CGCGGCGCCGCGACGCCAACGGUCGUGUGCCGAGCAGCACGUCGACGACGUGUUCCUCGCCCAGGAUCAUGCAUAUUUACGUUGCGCCGCAGAGAACACAUCGACGGUCUGGCUGUUUCACGAGGAAUGACUCAGGGGCUCUGCGCCCCUGCGACGUUCGACGACUGCGGGCGGGAGAGGCGCUGGGGGGUGCGAGGCGCGUGCUAGGUUCUCGUGUGCAUUGCGCAGGACGUCGGCGCCCUGGCGUCGCGACCACCCCCCGAGCGAUUCGGUCGUUGUUUGCUGGCUCCAUAUCGCGAACGCCCGCGUGGAGAAGACGAUCGUGUCGUUGUCUGUUCCAUCAACCUUCGCGCUUCUCAUUCACGUUCCUCGCUUUGACGGUGAAGGGAUUGACAGAUCCUCGGCGCAGUUUCUCGGUUGAGUUUCUCUUCGAUUCAACGUAUUGAUCGUGUCACGAGUAUUUCGUGUACGAUACGGUAGGAUACACAGAGUAGAAACGUAGAAAGAAGACGGAGUGCCAUUCUGUUUGCGUAAAGCUGGCGUUUGGGCGGUGAGGGGGAGUGGUGGUGGUGGUGGUGGUUGCGGUAAAACGUGUCCACGAACCUUGCUCUCUCCUCCUCCUCCUUGACCCCCCUCCUCGGGCCGGCACAACAGGACGUUGACGACAAGGGUGAAAAGAACGAGUCGUCUGAUCGCCGCUCCUCGAAUCAGAUUUCUCCCCCGUUUUGGUACACUCUGCGUGGAACGGUGCCCGGUGGAACGUGCGGAGAUAUGCGCGUGCUAUCGAUCACGCGGCCCGAUCGCGCGGAUAUGUGAUACCGGAAGUAGGUACGGCAGGCUUGACCUGCGUGCAGGUGCUCCAAGGUGCGUACCACGUAUGCGUACAUACAUAGGGGCGAGCAGCGACAGAGCAGAGAAGGGUGCGCGAGAAGAGGCCGCGUGUCAGGGCCAGUCGUGAAGAUGCACGCCACCGACGCCGUCGCCGUGACGGCGUCCCUGCCGUCAUCCACGUCCUCCGUGUCCGUCUCGAGGAAGCCCGGUUAUGCGGUCAGAUUCGUCUGCGUGCUCCUCGUGUUCUGCUGGGUCGUUCAGGAUCGGUUGGUGCUCGGCACAUCCGAGCCACCGGAACUGUCCACGGUCGAAGACUUAACCGAGAGGGGGACGAAAAAAUUCGGCGACGACUGCGUGGUCGAUCGCGAAUGCGGUUUCACCGGCUCUUACUGCGAACCAAAGAAGAACAAAUGUGCGUGCAGGGAGGAAUUCGAGGCGACGAACCAUAUCGACAAAUGUGGACACCCGGCGAACGUGAACGAGUCGUGCUUCUUUCACGAGCAAUGCGAGGCGAGGGUGAGCCAGACGGAGUGCAGGGACGGCCGCUGCAUUUGCAUCUUCGAGAAGAUCCCGGUUACCCAGCCUGACGGCGUGAUUGUGUGCGUCGCCGAGCAGAAAGAGGAACCCAAUCUCCAAUAUAUCGACCCAACGAUGAUCGGUGUCCUCGUUGGUAUGGCCCUCAUGUUCAUCAUCAUCUGUGUCGUCCUUAGGCUUUUCAGCAAGGCUCGCUGGCGCGAGAAUCGUACCAUCUUCAACACGCCGAACGCCCGCCUGAUGAACGUGUCGUUGCUGAGGGAGAAUAAACUUCUGCACCCGCAGGAAAGACGCGGUUCGAGGGCCAGCGUACGGGUUCCCUCGAGGCAACCCUCGAUGGCCUCCUUACGCGCCCACUCGCCGAACGCCUCGCAAGGGUCACGAACAGGAUCACGACGAGGGAGUCGUGGAAGCAGCGGGAACGCGUCGGCCGUUUCGUCGAAAUCGAACAAGUCACCGCCAAAUCAGCCCAGCAACAUGACGGAGACAGUCCUGGAGAACGUCACCGUCGAAAUACUCGAGGCCAAGGCGUAGGCCCGCUGGAGAACGGAAGUAACCCCUCCACGACCAUCGUUGCACCGCCAUUUUCUUCGACGACGGUCGCGUGGUCGCUUCUCGGUCGAAGGAUCGUCCGGGUUCGCCUUCGAACCGACACUAAGCGAUACUCUUCUUUCGAAACGUACAAAUUCGACGCUACUUUUCUCCUUUUUAUUAUUCAAGAACAAUUUCCGAAGAUUCGCCCGUUCGCGUCUUACGUCUGCUGCUUCGGCACAAGAUUUACUACGAUCUACGCGAGUCUGCGUAUCGCCUCUACUCUGGCCUCUACUUGGCCAUCCUUUGUCGUCCACGGAUAGAGGUUCGAAAGUGUGAAAUCUUUGGGAUGAAACUUAAAAUGCGUGAAAUCAGAGACGUUUAGUUUGAGAAAACCGAAGAAUAAGAUGAUACUCCUCGUGCUCGAAGGAUGGACGAGUUGAAUUCGCAAUUUUGAUAAAGUUAGACAAAACUUAUUUGCGGUAUCGUUGUGGAAAUAGUUUGAUAUUCGGCGUAUUUUGCACACAGAAAUGAUAACGCGAUGUAUUCGAAGAAUCCCAUAGGUCGAUUAGAUUCUGUUGUAUUUGGAAACGAAGAGAGGAAAUCGCGUGAGGAGCGUACCUAUUUUCUACGAGUAAAAGAGAAAAAGAAGCUCAUGAUUCGUUUACUUAUUCGUCUACCGUGAGGCACCAAUUUCUUCGCCAUCGGUCUAUUCGUUUGCUAUAGACUCGCGUUACAGACGGGCCAACGAAAUCUGGAGGCGAAACAUAGCAGUGACGAUGGAAGGUUUGUGUCUCCUUGUUGUCCAAGGAAACACGGAACCUUGUAUCGAUUCGAUAUGUUUUACUGGACCAAACGACAGCGUACAUUUCGCCAUUAAUGGUCACUUUCGCUAAGAACCCAUCGCUUCAAGCUAAUCAAUCUCUACGGGGCUAGAAAGAAAUUCGUAUUUUAUAAACGACACUGUCGAACCAGUACACUCGACGCGUUGAUCGAUCUUUCUAUAUGUGCGAACAAUCGUUUUAGACCUGCGCCAAACGGCGAUCCAUCGAUGAACGCGGAUCAACAAUCAGUCAGAGAGAUAAUCCUCGAGUCCAUCGCAUUCUGUCUUUUACCUCUGCCAUCUCGCCGUCUAUUUUCAACGUUGCUACAUCACUCUCCUCUAAUUUCCAAAUUUUUCGAAUCGAUCCAUUUCCCAACGCGAGAUUACACCGUGACAUCACCGACUCCUCAUUACGUUCGACGAUCCAUGAUAGAACAGCAGACCCGCGAGAUUUCGAAUCGACCAGAGCUAAAAGACGGGACUCCGGUGUCCUAACUACGCUUUAUCGUAGGUAUUUCAUAUCGUCAGCUGGUCUGGUACAAAAUCGAUACGCGUUAUUAUCGUACGAAGGGAUCGAGUAGGUGUCAGCUGCGGGAAACGCGAGUUAUUAUCGAGGAUGAAGAAGAUCGCCUGGGAGACAUGUCAGGCAGAUCCUUUCCGCGGGUACGUGUUCCCAGCACGAUAUCGACGACGAAGUACCUCGUAGGUCGUCCAUGCCAGGAGAAGCCAUUUUUCUGGUUUUUCUUUAUCGAGAAGCCAACACGAAUGGGACCAGACGAAGUGUGUUUGAACCGACAUCGUGUGGGUAAACCAAUUAAGCCGCGUGAUAAUUAAGCACACCUUCAGGCAGAGAUCUAUCUGUUUUGCGAUAAACACGUUUAAAGUAAGGAUUAACAAGAAGUCGUGCACGGCCACGUUACGUGUAACAGAGGACGAAAGGCACGUCUGUAGUUGCACCCCAAGCCACGGUCGUUUCUCAUAGCCACGAGAUUCGUAGGCGUUACACCGUUCACACACGAUCGAUCGUUCGUCCGACUUAUCCUUAUCCUUUAUCGCUUCGAAUCGAGUGUUCCACGAAGAUUUACUUUCUGUCGCUUCUGCAAACUUCGCGAACGUUUCUCACACGACCCCGUAUCUCUAGCAGGCUAUCUACAGCGAAGCGCGAGCUUCGUUCGUUGCUCGAGAAGAAAGAUCCCUCGUAGGUCAAACAUACGCGUCCGACUGAUCGAAUUCGAGUCGCGUAAACCUUCGAUUUGGAACUUGUUAGAAGAAACGUGGAAGAGAAUGAGAGAGAACGAAAGGGAAAACGGACGAAAUCGCCUCGAAGUAAUUUCACCUUAGAUGGAGCACCGACCAAAUGCAUCGUAUAUACGCGUUCAUACGACCGUGUUGCCCUAUUUGUUAAUCGCACAAGACCUCGUUAACGAGGUGCUAACGAUCUGACGAAGAUCUUCACACUUUACACACGCAUGGAUCAGUAUAUUUAGACGUACACGUACACGUCGAAAUCAUCCUAUUUUUCCUUUUCUCCUUCCCGAGUAAGUAACGAUAAUCAUCGAUAGUCCGGUACGAUUGUAUCUCAGCA
Molecule: messenger RNA, 4304 nt
Organism: Eufriesea mexicana
Lineage: Eukaryota; Metazoa; Arthropoda; Insecta; Hymenoptera; Apidae
Gene: jus
Product: EB domain-containing julius seizure protein
Exons: 6
Coding region: 961-1899 (312 amino acids)
Source: RefSeq, a predicted model, not a curated record